Grammomys surdaster is the source of this 423-nucleotide messenger RNA. It is a transcript of the gene Selenok, whose product is annotated as selenoprotein K. The transcript has 4 exons. NCBI's taxonomy places the organism in Eukaryota, Metazoa, Chordata, Mammalia, Rodentia, Muridae. Gene Ontology annotation, biological process: endoplasmic reticulum calcium ion homeostasis; calcium ion transport. The record is from RefSeq and is a predicted model, not a curated record. Gene Ontology annotation, cellular component: Golgi apparatus; endoplasmic reticulum membrane.
AAUGGGCUCUACCCACCUCUAGCCUGUCUUCGGUCUAUUAGUGGCCUGUGACGUAAAGGGCGGGGCGGGAGGCUAGGUACAGCAACAACUGGGCGUCGGGUCUUCUCUGUCGCUAGGAAGCGGGCAAUCGGAGGGAAGAUGGUUUACAUCUCGAAUGGUCAAGUGUUGGACAGCCGGAAUCAGACCCCAUGGAGAUUGUCUUUCAUAACAGAUUUCUUCUGGGGAAUAGCAGAAUUCGUGGUUUUUUUUUUCAAAACUCUGCUUCAGCAAGACGUGAAGAGAAGACGAGGCUACGGGAGCUCCUCUGAUUCCAGAUACGACGAUGGCAGAGGGCCACCAGGAAACCCUCCACGAAGAAUGGGUCGGAUCAGUCACCUUCGUGGCCCCAGCCCUCCUCCGAUGGCUGGUGGAUGAGGAAGGUAA